Messenger RNA from Pteropus alecto (black flying fox), 4236 nucleotides. It is a transcript of the gene AP1S2, whose product is annotated as adaptor related protein complex 1 subunit sigma 2. The coding region runs from base 20 to 490 and encodes 156 amino acids. The record is from RefSeq and is a predicted model, not a curated record. NCBI's taxonomy places the organism in Eukaryota, Metazoa, Chordata, Mammalia, Chiroptera, Pteropodidae. The transcript is spliced from 5 exons. Gene Ontology annotation, molecular function: clathrin-cargo adaptor activity. Gene Ontology annotation, cellular component: AP-1 adaptor complex; membrane coat; intracellular membrane-bounded organelle. Gene Ontology annotation, biological process: vesicle-mediated transport; intracellular protein transport.
GUCACCUCGCCGGGGCUCGAUGCAGUUUAUGUUGCUUUUUAGUCGUCAGGGAAAGCUCCGACUGCAGAAAUGGUAUGUCCCACUAUCAGACAAAGAGAAGAAAAAGAUCACAAGAGAACUUGUUCAAACCGUUUUAGCACGGAAACCUAAAAUGUGCAGCUUUCUUGAGUGGCGAGAUCUGAAGAUUGUUUACAAGAGAUAUGCUAGUCUCUAUUUUUGCUGUGCUAUUGAGGACCAGGACAAUGAACUAAUUACCCUGGAAAUAAUUCAUCGUUACGUGGAAUUACUUGACAAGUAUUUUGGCAGUGUGUGUGAACUUGAUAUCAUCUUUAAUUUUGAGAAGGCUUAUUUUAUUUUGGAUGAGUUUCUUUUGGGAGGAGAAGUUCAGGAAACAUCCAAGAAAAAUGUGCUUAAAGCAAUUGAGCAGGCCGAUCUCCUGCAGGAGAGCCAGAAUGAAGAAUGGGGAGGUUUGUCUGAGGAUAUCUUAUGAUAAAGAGCCAUCUAAGGCUUUAGUCCCUUUGACCCCCAACUUAUUUAUUGGUAACUACUAAAUUUACCAUUUUUGUGGCAUGGAUAAAAUGGACUGUUGCACGUGAGAUGAUAGCAAGUCCUUGCUUGAUCCAUGGAGAUCAAAUAGUUAAAUACUGGGCUUUAACCCUCAGCAGUAGGUGCAUGAUGGUGUUGAUCGAUGCUUUGAGAUGUGUCAACCUUUCUUUUAUACUAACUACUAACAGCAUCAUUUUUGAAAUUUGUUGGGGGUUUCCUUUUGAGCUUUGUUUGCUGUUGGUAUUGUUUCUCACUAAAGUAACCUGAGAAAUGAAAAAUAAAUGAAGUACCAAUAGCAAGCGUUACACUCAUGAAUUUGCUUCUACUUGGAGAUGAUCCACUUUAUGAACAAUUUUACUGGAUUUGCAGUUGUUGAUCUGCCUCGUCUAGAAAGUGGUGGUGCUCUUUGAAGAAUUAGUGCUUCUAAAAUUGAUUUGUUUUAGUGCUGGGAUUGCAUGAUAUAUCUUAAUACUAUGCAACAUCUUUGUGGAAUUAUUAAUUUAUAAGUCUGUUGGACUGCAUAAAAAUGGAAAGGUAAGACUCGAGAAAAGGUGAAUAAAUCUUUUGUAACUUAAAAUUAUUUUAAGUAAAUAAAUACUUGAAGUAUUUAAUGCCUUUUAAUAUGAAGUUUUGGGGAUUUUUUAAAUUAAAAUCUUGCCAAUUUAGAAUACUUAGGCAUGGUAGUCAAACUGAAGAAUUACUUACAUUGUUUUAAAACAGAUGCUUUCAAAUAUAUACAAUAGUAUUAUUUAACAGGAAAAAGCAUUUUGAAAUAAGCCCUCUUAGACAAAUUCCUGUAAUUCCUUUGUAAUUACCAGUGUUUAUGUUAAAAACCUUUAAGCCUAAAUCUUUUUCUUUUAAAUUGGGUUAAAAGUUGACAAGGCUGUAGUCUUUUAUGCCGGCAUAUUUUCAUUUUUUAUAGUUAAGCUUGAUUGGGGUCUGCUAGAACAAAUUUUGGGUAAGUGAGGUUUAGUUACAUUAAUGCUCAAAAUGGUAAAUACAGAAAGGAGGAUACAGAAAAAAAACAGAAGAGAGAACAAAUCUUGCCUUUCACUUUACUUUUAAUAAGAAACAGGGCAAUAUCUUUGGUCACUGGUUUUCAGGUUGUAAUCAUUUUGCUGUAUAUUUAUGUGUUUUUUUGAGCUGUUUUUAUUUGUCUGAUUUUCAGAAUUUGGAGAAUUCCCUCCUGCUGUUUGAUUUUAACUCAUUUUAAACCAUCUCUUGCUACUCUGGGCUAUUUGUAAUAAUGAAAAGUUGGAAUAACUUAAAAUAGUAACUGUAAAUCUGAUUUUCAAAAGUAUUUGACAAAAACCCACAGAAAUAAAUACAUUUUUAUAUCACAAUAGUUACAUUCACAUAAACCAAAAACAUUUUUGUUAAGUAAUACUCUUACUUAUUUUUGCAAUCUCACAUUUUGUUCUGUUCCACUUUUCAAUGCUCAUUACUAAAUUGAUUGCAUGAGCCCUAGGAUUAGGACCUGCAGAGAGCAUAUUACUAGCUGUCAGUGAUUUUUUUUUUCUUUAAAAUGUACUUUAUGAAAAAUUUCAGGAUUUGAGUUCUUUUUUCUCUAUGGACACAUUAUUUUCUUUUAUUGUGUCCUCUGUUGCCUUUUUUUUUUUUUAAAUAAAAAUUCCAGUUAUAGAAACAUUAACAAAUACAGGCAAAGCACAGUAGAACAUAAUCUUACGCACCAACCAGAGACAAUUAGAUUAACUCAGUGGUUUCCAACUGGGGUCGGGGAGUAUUUGUGCCUCUCCAGGGGACAUUGGGAAUGUUUGGACACAGUUUUGAUUAUCACAGCUGGCGGGGUGGAGCUACUGGUAUCUAGUAGGUUAAGACCACCAAAGAUGCCGCUAAACAUCCAACAGUGACCAGGACAUCCCUCCCAGAACAAGGAAUGAUCCUGCCUCAAGUGUCAGUAGUGCUGAGGUAGAGCAAUCUUGGUGUAAGUUAACAUGGAAUAUGUAAAGAUUCCAUUUAUAGAUUUCAUUUACAUUAAAGAUUGCUACAUCUUUUUAAUGUAAUAUAUAGUCUGGAGUAUAAAAUGGCUAGCUGAAAUGAAUCAAAGGUAGGAGGGGAAAAAAGAGAAAAAAAGAAUUAUGAAAGGAGGGUAAAUGUGCUUGAGAGCACGUAAAUAGCCGUAAAAAUCACCUCUGAUUCACCGAAAUUUUACUCAGUAACCAGUGCCUGGGGAGAUAAUCUAUGGUUGACUUUAGCACCUAACCCACAGCAAAGCUUUUGGGAUGUCACUAUGUAAUUUAAUUUCCUCAAUUACGGAAUCUGUUAAUGUCUGUUAAGGUAAUUGAGUUUUUACCCGGAAACAAUUGAAUAUAUCCUGCAGGCAGUUAGAAAACUUUUGAAUUUUCUGCUCAUUUCCCCAUCCACCUUAGAGAUUUGGUAAUUUCUUAAAGGAGGACUAGUUUAAAUGACCAGAAUUUUGCAUAUAUAGACUUUUAUUGCAUAUAGACUUGGAGGAGGGGGGAGGUUCUACCCAAUUAGCCAUAAAUAAUUUACUUAGUAAAGAUAUUUAGAGUUCGAAUAUUUGAAAUUCAGUGAUUCCAAGAAAUCUUUUAUGUUUGGAAAAUCCUGAUUAAAUUUAGGGCAUUUCAAGUUAUAAUCCAAAUAGAAUAUCAAGGCAAAUAUUAUGCAAUGACCCUAAAGUAUGCUUAAAACUUUCUUUACAGUCUAAAAGUUACAUUUGCUAAUUAUUCUGCUUUUUUAAUUUAAAAAGUACAAUUAACUGCCAGAGAAAGUAAUUUAUCACUAAUGGGUUUUUAGAACAGGGUUUAUUAAGAUGUGGUUAAGUUAUCCCCAUCAUUUUAAGACAAAUUUAUAAAACAAAUAUAAUAGAAGUAUCAGUAGCACAAUUUAGUAGAUGCGAGUAAAUAAUUCACAGAUGAAAAAAGAAACAAAUAGUUCUUUUACCAAGAGUGUAAAUUAAAAUAUCGAUUAGACCUUUUGGUUUGUUUUUUGGAUUGGCAAAGAUGAGAGUGACCCUCUUGUUUGCUACUGUGAGCACUUGUAUUCCGUUUUGGAGGAUUACUUUGGUGAUAUCUAUUAAUGGUUAAAUAUGUACACCUUUGACCCAUGAGUUGCACUUCAAGGAGUUUUAUGCAACAAAAAUAUACAAAUUCACCAAGGCACAUGCUCAGUAUAAUAUCAAGCCAUUGGAAUGUACACAAACAUCUGUCAAUGGGAAAUAGGUUAAGGAAAUUACAGUAUGGCCGUGCAUGAAACUGUUACCUAUAAAAGAAAUGAGAUUGAUUUCUGUGUAAUGAUAUAGAGAAGAUACUCCAGGUAUAUCAAGUGAGAAAAGAUUUUAGAGCAGCACAGUAACUUAAUGGUAUUACCUCCGAAAAAUGUCUGAGUACCCCUCUUUUUCAGAAGUGUAAAACAAACACGUAUUUUAUAAGUAUUUUUAUGUAGAGUUCUUAAUUUGUAAUUUUUUAAAAGAAUGACGAAGUGCUGCUGUGUGAAUGGAGGAGUAUACAUUGUGUUGCUCAGUUAGGCAAAACUAGAAUAGAAUUUGCUAAGAAAGUUUCAGUCCAUAAAGUGAAGCACUUGUGUGCUCCUAUUUUAGAUACUAACCUUCUGGAGCAACCAUAUUGCUAUUGCCGCUCAUUGCUAACUUAAUGUUAAAAAAAAAAAAAAUCACUUAGCUUUCCUAGUUCCUCACAAUUUCUUGUGAAA